AUGGCAACAGAACUUGUCCGAUCAGACGACCUGGCCACAGGCACUUCAACCCCCAGAAUCAGCAAUCCUACGGCUCUCGCGCUUUUGUCUCGACUGGACGCAGCCAUUGCAAAACAGGGGAAAAAUGAAAAGGAAAUCAAAGACCUACAAAAGAGAAUGGCAAGGUCCGAUCGUAUCCUUGAUUCUGUCUUGGCUCAGCGGCAAAAUGUACUUGAUGAACGGGCCGGAUAG
Penicillium samsonianum is the source of this 231-nucleotide messenger RNA. RefSeq lists its product as uncharacterized. The record is from RefSeq and is a predicted model, not a curated record. The transcript has a single exon. NCBI's taxonomy places the organism in Eukaryota, Fungi, Ascomycota, Eurotiomycetes, Eurotiales, Aspergillaceae. Bases 1 to 231 code for a protein of 76 amino acids.